AUGCCAGCUCUUAGGAGUGCCAUUUGUGAAACCCUCCUAGGAGAACCUGAUCAAGAUGCCAAUUCUGCUUUAAUUGAACUCGACAAAGGCCUACGGUCCAGUCGUGUUGGUGAACAAUGCGAGGCCAUUGUACGCUUUCCUCGACUAAUUGAAAAAUACCCUUUUCCGAUUCUUAUUAAUUCGUCAUUCUUGAAGCUUGCUGAUGUUUUUCGUCUCGGCAAUAAUUUCCUUCGACUUUGGGUGUUACGAGUAUGCCAGCAGACAGAAAAGCACAUUGACAAAAUUUUAAAUAUUGAUGAGUUUGUUCGUAGAAUUUAUAGUGUAAUUCACUCCAACGACCCAGUUGCUAGAGGGUUGACUUUACGUACGUUGGGCAGCGUUGCACGAAUUAUACCAGAAAGAGGACAAGUGCACCACAGUAUACGUACAAGUUUAGAUUCUCACAAUGCUGUCGAAGUAGAAUCUGCGAUUUAUGCUGCAGCACAAUUUGCAGCCCAAUCAAAAUCAUUUGCUGUAAGUAUGUGCAGUAAAAUUUCAAAUAUGAUCAGAGGUAUUUCAACUGAUGUUGUUAUGAAACUUGAACUAAUUCCUAUUUUAAAACAUAUGCAUCACGACACAACUACUGCGACAAUGGUCAGAACACUUUGUACUGAUUUGCUAGAGAAAUAUCCAGCUCAAGAUUUUGUUCUAGUUACAUUGAAAACUCUUAAUCAAUUAGCUUUGUCUAUUUUAGUUGAUGUUCCGAAACAAAUAGAAUUGCUUUUGAAAUUUUUGACUGAAGAUAAACGACCUUUAGUUUGCAAGUGUGCUAUAUCCGGCCUUUAUCAGAUUGCCAAAGAAGGUGCACAUUUUUGGUCUGAACAAACCAUUAACAACUUGGUCAGUUUUUGCCAGAGCUUAAAUGUUGACAAUAGUUUAAAAGCAGACGCUAUAAGUGUAUUCAUACCAUUAACAAAAUCUCCAGCUAUAUGCCAAUUUCAUUACAGUACAGACAGUCUACUUAUAAAAAUGUGUAUUGCUGAAUCGAGUUCAUUGCAUCAGUCAGUUGCUGGAAAUGCUGUUAAAGUAUUGACGAACAUAGCAUGUUAUUGUUUUGAAGAAGAAAUUAUGUCAGAAAAUGAUGCCAAUAUAUUGAAGGUUUGCAUACAAAGCUAUCUUUUGUCUGUACUAUCAGCUGGACAACAACAGUUUGAUGAUAUCAGAAACUUAAGCAAUGAAGAACAAAUCAUUAUUAAUAAUAUUUUAAAAUUGGAUAAUAUUAAUGAGCCAAUGGAUGUUGAUGGUGCCACUCCUGAAAACUCUGAUAAAGGAUCAAACUAUCUUCGUGAUGGUUUACGAUCGUCUGUUAUGCUAUGCAAGGCAAAUAAAAGUUUGAUCCCAGAUUUUGUUUCACUUGUUGUUAAACCAUUGCAACAAGAUGGAUUUGAACUAAAUCCAUUAAUAUGUGAAGCUAUUGCUGCUUUUGGUGGUAUAUUACCUGGUACUUUAUUACCAUUUCUUCCAGUUUUUAUAAAACAAUUGACAAAUUUAAAUAAAAAUAAAAACCAUGAGUCCAUAGCUACAAAGGUUUUGUUAUGUACUGUGAUUUUCCAAGCUGUUGCUGGCUAUGAAGAAUAUGAUGAUGUGAAACAAGUAAUUAAUGAUGUAAUAAAAAAUACUGAUCUAUGGACCAAUUAUAAAAUUGGUCGAGCAGCUGUUAGAUAUGGUCAUUUUUACAUAAGUUCUAGAAUUUUUGGUAGCCUAAAUAAUCGUGUUGGUUCAGAACAAAUGCAUUUUUGGUUAGCUGCAUUAGAAACUAUUAGUACAGCAGAAUCUCAACUGACUUCAAAUCCUUCACAUUUAUUGGGUAACUUAGGUCAAUCAAUAUCUACUUACUACAGAGCAAUCGCUGCAUUAAAAGCCGCAUCAUUAAUGCUUAUAUUCCAAACGGAAUACACACGUUUGCGUUGUGAGCUACUGCAAUGUUUCAUGCGUUUAUUGUCUACAUGCAACAGUUUUUGCACUACUCCGCCGCCAGCUAUAGCUUCAGCAAUUGUGCAAGCUACUAGAGAUGAAAUGCAAAGUUAUGGUCACAUAACAAAUCAAUUGAGAAAAAGAGCAAAGGAGUUUAAGGGAUGUGCAGAUUUAUAUUGGAGAUUAUACCAAUCAGCAUUUGACGCUGACCCUAAUACAUUAUAUCACUUACAGCUCUUACAGCAUUUGUGUUUGUUGAUGGCUCAUAAUAUUGAAUCUGUUGCAGUUCCAAACAAAUGCGAAAGUCCUGUCUUAGAUUCUGAAUUGGAAAAAGAAGGCUCUUUAGAAAUACAAUUGAUUGUCAAAUGUAGACAAGAGCUCUUAGAAAUAAUGAGUACAGUAAAAGAAAAAGCAAUUACUCAUAAACAUAUACGAUCUCUCAAAAAACAAGCUUCCCUCUUGGUAACUACACCAAUGUGUUUUCCACGUUAUUUUUUCCAAACUUUACAAUCUACUACAAUAACAUUGGCUGUAUCACCUCAGCCUAGAGUUAAUGGUGAACCAAUUACAGUAAAUAUGGGGAGUAAUUUUGUAGUUAAAGUUGAAGGAGUUGUACAACAUGGAACCAAAGCUAAAUUCCGUAAAGUUGAUGGAAUUCAAUUAACAAUAAUGUCACAACUAGUGACUAGAAAUCAUGAUACUAGACCAACCGAAGGAAAUUUGAUGUUAACACAAACAGUAAAACCACAUAAGGACUUCUUUGCUUCAGAAUUUUGUCUGAGUUUCAACCAAGGAAGUCAACAUCAAGUACACAUUGAAGCAGCUCUUAUUGAUGAUACUGCAUCUGUUUGGCAAAUUGGAGUGCGCAACACAUUAACUAUAAAAUGUCAUUAA
Messenger RNA from Macrosiphum euphorbiae (potato aphid), 2847 nucleotides. The record is from the annotation of a GenBank genome assembly. NCBI's taxonomy places the organism in Eukaryota, Metazoa, Arthropoda, Insecta, Hemiptera, Aphididae.